Molecule: messenger RNA, 351 nt
Organism: Triticum turgidum subsp. durum (durum wheat)
Lineage: Eukaryota; Viridiplantae; Streptophyta; Magnoliopsida; Poales; Poaceae
Source: the annotation of a GenBank genome assembly
AUGCCGAAGAUAGCGCUGGGCCACCGCCGCGAGGCGUCCGACCCCGGCUGCCUCCGGGCCGUGCUCGGCGAGCUCGUCCUCACCUUCCUCUUCGUCUUCGUCGGCGUGGGCUCCGCCAUCGUCGGAGGUACGUGCGGGCAGUGCUCCUCCGCCCACUUUAAUGCCGGCUACAUCCGUUCGUUCCGUGCAUGCUGUGCACAGCCCCUGAAUCAACCGUUCAAUAUUUUUCUAUUACUUUGUUUAGUUGGUUAUACAACUAGGUGGGGCACACACACCUACCAAUUACAGGACGACACGUGUGUUUUGCCCCUAGAAAAAUGGAAACACCUGCGCGAAGUUUGGAUAUCGUAA